Molecule: messenger RNA, 1944 nt
Organism: Macrobrachium nipponense
Lineage: Eukaryota; Metazoa; Arthropoda; Malacostraca; Decapoda; Palaemonidae
Exons: 1
Coding region: 1-1944 (647 amino acids)
Source: RefSeq, a predicted model, not a curated record
AUGGCUGUAACAUUUACAGGAUUACCUCAGUGGUUUGGAUGCAGGAUUGGAAGAGACGACAAUCCCAGCAUGACUAAUAUUCUUUAUAAUAAAUUAGCCCAGUUCUUCGGAACAUUGUUUGGGAUUAAAACUCUUGAUAAAAAGGUUAUAUCGGACCGUCAAAACGAAAAUCAUGAAAUUGGAAAUAGCUGCCCUCGCUCGGAAUCUGUGUUUGAGGAUAUGAACGCUCACAGGCUAAAGAGGAACAGCGCUAUGGCAAAUAUGGAAGGCUCAAGUGAGACGAAUUACCUCAUGAGCCAAAGAAAAGAGGAAGACAAGGAUAUCGAAUUUUUGGAAAUUUUGGGCAAGUUGAUCAACGUACCACACGCGACCGAAUUCCCUAAGCCCUCACUGCUCGAGGAUUUCAAGAGGAAUCAUAUCCAUGAAAUGUUCCUCGGGAUGAAGAGGAGGACAGAGAGGCUGGCGAGGGAAGACAGUGCACUCCGAAGGAUGCAAGAGGACAAUGACCGGCACCAGAGGAGGAGCGUUCAGCGUGAGAGGAGGAUAAGAAGUCUGCAGGAAGAAGUCGCUGCUUUGGCGGCCGACAAUAAAAAAACCAAAAGAGAAAUGGAAGAGAGACUUCGCCUUCUCUUAGAAGAAAGGAAUCAUCUCCAGAGUGAAAAUCUGGUUAAGGAGACGAAGAUUGACCGUCUCGAAAACGAGAAAAUAGAAGAUAUUAAUAAGAUAGUCUCUUUGGAAAGCAAUCUGGAAGCCAUGAAGAGGCAAAUGAAUGCUCUAACGAUAUCUUUGCAAGAAAAAGAAAGAAACUUCAUGGAAAAGGAAGACGCAAUCACCGAACUGAAGACAGAAAACGCCAGGCUCGAAAAGGAACUAAAUACGAGUGAGAGAGAAAAAGACGAAGGGAGAAAGACAGUCGAGGAGGCGAUGAAGGAAAUAGUGACAUUAAGAGAGAGGCAAGAGCAACUUUUGGAGCGGUUAGUGGAGGAAGAGAGAAGGAGUGAAGAAAUGGCAAGCGCAGUGCUAAGUCUUUAUCAGAAAAUGAGCGCCGAGGACUCUCCAAUUGAGCCGAGCGAUCGGCACCCAAGUCCAGAGGAUUCGGGAACAGAACAGAGGGCGCCCUCCCCUCCACUGGACGAAAGCAAUGAAAAUGGCUGGAUAUGUAUGGAGGACUGUGAAUACUAUGUAAUGUGUGAUGAAAAAGACAAUCCAUCCAGCCAAAGUCUUUCUUCAAUAGCAGAUUGCGAAUUCCACACUGUGUGUCGGUAUUCGUGGCCCAUGAGAGAUUCAGGAGAACCGACUGUAUAUGAGCACGACAGUAAGUUAGAAAGUGAAGCUAACGACGACCUUAUGUCAGAAGGAGUUCAGGAAGUACUUCUCAAUGAAGGACAGGAACGUUCAAACGCAGAGAUGAUAACUAAGGAAGACAUAGGGGAGUUACUUGAAGAAAUAGAGGAGAGACUUAGAGAGGAAAUAGAAAAGACAAUUGAGGAAGAGUGGGCUGAUGUGUACCUUAUGGUUUUAUAUGAUAUACUCGAAGAUAAAGAGGUGACACCUGAUUAUGGGGAGAUACUUGAGAUUGUACUUGAGGAAACAAAGUUGCCCCCUGAAGAUUUAGAGGAAUUACUUGACGGAACAAAAAAUAUGCUCAGGGAGGAAAUUAAAGGUAUGCCUAAAGAGUGUUUAGAAGAGAUACUUGAGGAUUUAGAGAAGAUACUUCAGGAGGAGAUAAAGGAGAGUGUUAAGGAGAUGAUGGCUGAAAGGAGGACGAAAAGAAAAUGGGGAAAAAAAUUAUGGAAAUCACUAAUUCGGAAGAAAAGGCAGAGAAAAGAGCUAAGGAAACCAGAAUUAAGGCCUCAAGAGCAGGAAGAGGUGGACAAUCCUCAAAUGUCUACAAAAAGAAAAUGCUUAUUGGGAAAAAAAAGCAUUUGUAAAGCAAAGCUGUAA